UGGGGUGUCGGAUUCAAGACAUGCUAAUUCAUAGGUUGCUUGCAUGAGAGAGAGAGAGAGAGAGAGAGGGGAGAGAGGAAUUGAAAAUAUUUUGCUGAAGAAUAAUGGAGGGGAACAAAGAAGACAGAGAAGGGGGAUUCGACAAUCAAAACCCUAACCUUAGUCAGAGCAAAGGAUUGAAAGGAAAGUCAUGCAAGGGAUGUCUCUACUACUCAUCGCAGCAAAAAUCCAAAUCCAAAAACCCCACCUGCGUUGGCUUCUCCAGAGCCCUCCAAGUACCCAAUUAUGUUGUGGGGGGAACUGAGUAUGAAGCUUCCAAAGAGGGCCGCAACCUUGCAGAUUUCAGGUAUGGUUGUGUUGGUUACUCGGUCUACUUGGACAACAAGGACUCUUCAAGUGAUCAGCAGAAUCAAGAAGCAAAAUUGCCGUUUUGUGUUGGUCUUGAGAUAUUGUUGGACAGAAGACCAGUACAACAUGCUCCUGCUGAUGUUCAUGGAAGUGAAGAAGAUGCUAGUGCUUUGCCUCAACCUCAACCUCAACCUCAACCCUACAAACCAAUUCAUCACCCAGGAGAUGAAUUCCUGAACAGGUUUACUAGGAAUGCUGGACUAGUAGCAUCAAGUGUGGGCAAGAAUCUGAACAGAGUGUACAACUCCAUAAAAGGGAGUCUUGAUGACAUAUUAUUCCCUUACCGAAGGCCACCUAAGUAAUGUUGCUGAUUAUAGUUGCAAUGUAGAUUACUAUUUCAAGAAUAAUAUAUAUAUUGUCCAAUUUUGCCAAUUUUAAGUUAUAAAUUGUUUUGUUUUUCUCGUUUCUUGUAUUAAGUAAUAAACUAUUGUUGAGGAACGAACAUGGAUCUCUUUCCGCUUAAUUAUAUAAUUUGCGUUUCUUAUCUGA
Molecule: messenger RNA, 897 nt
Organism: Corylus avellana
Lineage: Eukaryota; Viridiplantae; Streptophyta; Magnoliopsida; Fagales; Betulaceae
Source: RefSeq, a predicted model, not a curated record